UCGGCGGGCGCUGGUCACUAGUGCGCCGAGAUCGCGCUACGACAAACGUUGCCAUGAAGUUAACUAUAGUUCUCCUCGUCCUGGUCGCAGCGUCCAACGCGGACGACCUAGCGUCGGCCGCCGGACAGAUCUUCAAAGGGAUCCUACCGAAUCUCAUCUCGAAUGGCGUGACGGGCCAGCAAGGAAACUCCGCUACCAAUACCCUGCAAACUAUCGGUACCGUCGUCGGCGGAGUCGUGGACUAUGCCAAGAAGAAGAGCUACGAGGACAUGCUCCGCCAGGUCCAGGACUCUACCACUGACGAGGACCUGCUAAAACUCAGCGAUGAGAUGUUCAACACGGAUAUCAACAAUGCACUCAACUACAUUCAGGUUAAUUUGCAAGGCAAAACCAGUCCGAUGUCUAAAAACGAUGAAGCGCAAAGCCACCUCCUGAAUGUCCCCGAGAACGUGUGGAACGGACCCACCAUCAGGCCCUUCGCAGCGCUCUUCGACAACUACCACAAGAAUGUUAUCAGGCCAGAGUUUGUCACGCCUAAUGAAGAAACGGAGCAGGUGACAUUCAUCAACACGAUCCUCGCCACCGGACCCAUCAGGACGUUAAUGACAUUCCUCGCCAAUAAAGGUUUAACCCAACUGAACGAGUACAAUGAGCAAGUGGAACUGCUGAAGAAGAUCUGGUUCACGAAGUACGCGCGCCACUGGACCGGCCUGUGCAAGUGCAGCUGCGCCUUUGAAAACAUCUUCAUGGCUGAACUCAAAUCUAAUGAAGUUUUGGGUCUUCACAGCUGGUUGUUCUUCGCCAAGCGCGAGAUGGACAACAAAGCCAACUACUUGGGAUACAUCGACAAACUAGAUCUCAAUGGAAAAGGCCUCAUCCUGAAACAACACUCCGUGCUUAGCGAGACCAAAGACGCCCCUCAGAUCACCAUGUUCGUGGGCACCUCACCCGAAUUGGAGCUGGCGUUAUACACUGUGUGUUUCAUGGCGCGACCGGACAGGCCGUGCAGAGUCACAGCCGGUAAUGUACCAUUCACUAUCCAGACGAAGACACUAAAGUCGGAUAAUGUCCUGCUCAUUGAUACAGCGUACCCCGUUUUUUAAGUUAAAGUUUUAAUAAAUUAUUAGUUUUUGGGUUA
Messenger RNA from Aricia agestis (brown argus), 1138 nucleotides. RefSeq names its product poly(U)-specific endoribonuclease homolog. Gene Ontology annotation, molecular function: RNA endonuclease activity. The record is from RefSeq and is a predicted model, not a curated record. Lineage: Eukaryota; Metazoa; Arthropoda; Insecta; Lepidoptera; Lycaenidae. Bases 54 to 1103 code for a protein of 349 amino acids. The transcript is spliced from 6 exons.